This is a messenger RNA of Vanessa atalanta (red admiral), 848 nucleotides long. RefSeq lists its product as uncharacterized. NCBI's taxonomy places the organism in Eukaryota, Metazoa, Arthropoda, Insecta, Lepidoptera, Nymphalidae. Bases 121 to 741 code for a protein of 206 amino acids. The record is from RefSeq and is a predicted model, not a curated record. The transcript has 2 exons.
AUACAUUUUGAUGUAAUAUUUUAGUUACAAGUUCAUUUCAUGACCGAUAUUUCACUAAUACCUAAAAUAUAAGACGCGCAGUUUUGCUUUUAUUUAUUUAUAAUUAAAUCAACGCAGAACAUGUAUCCAACCCGAAGAGUUCUCUUAAUAUUUCUUUUGUGGUUUGAGUUGGUGCAAAAUCAGUCGUUGAAUGGUUGCAUAGUUGGAGCAUGCGUGGACCCGUAUUCACAGUUAUAUUCGUAUGAACAGCCUGUUUACGAUUACUCUCAGUAUUUACAGAUCGCCUAUGCCAACCCUUACUCUCAACAAUAUCCGAUCCAAUCUAACUACCAACAAUAUUACUAUCCCUACCAAGAUGAUUCACAAAAACCAAUAGUUAUUAUCCUGGAAAACGAAGAUCGCGACGAUUUAUUAGAAAUAAUAUCUCUUAUAGUUUCUAUGAAGGAUAAAUCUGAUAACGAACCAAUUUACAUACCAUAUCCAGUAUCAGUUACGAACAACGAUUAUUAUUACGAUUUCGACUGUGAUUGUGAUUGCUAUUCGAACUGCGGUUGCAAAAACAAGGGGAACCGUAAAUCGUGUAAGAACGAUGGACCGUACUGCGAUAGCGGUUUUGAUGAUUGCGGUGAAUGCAGAAAGAGAGGACGAUCAAAAUCUAAAUGUCGCUCCAAUUCAGACCGCGGUCGCAGCAAUAAAUGCGAUGGUAUAAAACAUAAAAGUGACUGCUGCUGUUAUUACUAAUUUAAUUAUAAUUUUCUACAACGUUUCAUAUCAUCAAUUGCUAUUUUAAAAUUGUAAUGUGCUAUGUAUUAUAUUAAGUAAAUCAGUAAUUAAAUAUAUAUUAUGUA